Messenger RNA from Micropterus salmoides (largemouth bass), 5436 nucleotides. It is a transcript of the gene mark2b, whose product is annotated as MAP/microtubule affinity-regulating kinase 2b. Lineage: Eukaryota; Metazoa; Chordata; Actinopteri; Centrarchiformes; Centrarchidae. Gene Ontology annotation, biological process: microtubule cytoskeleton organization; intracellular signal transduction; protein phosphorylation. Bases 1290 to 3656 code for a protein of 788 amino acids. The transcript has 21 exons. Gene Ontology annotation, cellular component: cytoplasm. Gene Ontology annotation, molecular function: ATP binding; tau-protein kinase activity; protein serine/threonine kinase activity. The record is from RefSeq and is a predicted model, not a curated record.
GUGCAAGCAGCAGCCAUGUUGCCGUGAGCUUGUUCCGGUAUCAGGGCAGGAUCGUGCGCAUAGACUGCAUUCGGGCGCAGCUCCUCGCCUCUCUCCCCCUGUCGCCCGUGACACGCACCUCCUAACAAGCAAACCUCAGUUUACCGAUAAUGGAUUUUACUACUUCAUGAUUCCUCCUUCAGUCGACUGGUUACGGAAACGGCAGCAGUCGGUGUACCGACAGGACGGACUGGUAUAUCGCCACACUGCAGUGCAGCACUGGUGAACGACCUUAUUCCAAUCACGCAACACAAGGAAGAGCGCCGGUGAUUUCCGUGGAUUUUGAGUUUCGUGGGUCGCUCUGUGGCAGUCACUGCCGCGGCGGCCACAGGAGGAGAAGCUAACCUAGCUAGCUUUUCUCCGAAAGAAACAGUGAAUUAGUUCGCUACAUGGGCUAAUAUUGGCCAGUCAGUUAACGUUAGCUAGCGCAGCAAAAUAAUUCGUGUUUCUCCACUGCCAUGUGACAGUUUUACAUGGUGCUGCUUUUAUUUUUGAACACCUUACCCUGGAUAUCUCGCUGGGAACAUUUCUGAAUUGUUUUGUGUGAGUUGGGAAGGUCGAGACCUCGCCGGGAAUAACUUUGGCCUGAAAGUUUUGUAGACCUCAGACCUGGUUUCAGCCCUGAAAGGAAACAUCUCUGCCACAGAAAGAGAAAAACAGGCGUCGACAGUGCGUUAUGAAGACGAAGCUGGAUGAACGUUUGUUGUAGUUCGGCGUAUUUUCGGCGACAGUCGGCGCUUCCUCAGACGUUAGUUAGCAACCUUACAGGUUAGCAUGCUAGCAACCUAAUUGAACCUUGUCUUGUUCAUUACAACCGUUGCUCAACUUUUCUUCAAGCUAGCCCAAGAAGCUAGCUGACCAAAACGUCACGGCAUCAGGCUGGUAUUGGCUCAGUGGGCACCGUCGACGCUGAUAAAUGUUAUUUGGGAACUGAAUGUUUUCACACCCUGACCGAAGCUAAAGAAGGCGUUUGUUUUUUCCCGUUUUGUGCUUGUUGUCAACAUGGGACGUGCCGUUGCUGCUAGCUAGUUUCUAGCUAGCUGGCUAACUCGGCUAGCCGCUGAUGUGGGAUUCAACUUGUUGAUUCACAGGCUAUCUGUCGCGCUGCUAGCUGGCUAGCACUGGACAUCUGUUGGAAAAUUCCCGUCUGCUGUCAGCCAGACUGGUUUUAAAUGUACAAUAGACACUGAAGAAUCGUUCUUGUUUCACUGCUCCUUUCCCCUUUUCUGGCAACUUAAAGACUUUCAAAAAUGUCAACAAGGAUCCCACUGGUGCAAGUCAUUGAAAACUCGACCGGACAGGAGUCCAAGUCAUCUGGCCGCUCCAGCAUGCCGCGAUGUCGGAAUUCCUUCUCCACGACCACAUCAGAUGACCAGCCACACAUUGGUAACUAUCGGUUGCUAAAAACCAUCGGCAAAGGCAACUUCGCCAAGGUCAAACUGGCACGACACGUCCUCACCGGAAAAGAGGUGGCUGUAAAGAUCAUUGAUAAGACACAGCUCAACUCCUCCAGUUUGCAGAAGCUCUUCCGAGAAGUGAGGAUCAUGAAGAUGUUGAAUCACCCCAACAUAGUCAAGCUCUUUGAGGUGAUAGAGACAGAGAAGACUUUGUACCUGGUAAUGGAGUACGCUAGUGGAGGAGAGGUCUUCGAUUACUUGGUUGCCCAUGGCAGGAUGAAGGAGAAAGAAGCCCGUGCCAAAUUCAGACAGAUUGUGUCAGCGGUGCAGUAUUGCCAUCAGAAGUGUAUAGUACACAGAGACCUCAAGGCGGAGAACCUGCUCUUGGACGCAGACAUGAACAUCAAGAUAGCAGACUUUGGCUUCAGUAAUGAGUUCACUCUGGGGAACAAGCUGGACACGUUCUGCGGCUCCCCGCCCUACGCUGCCCCGGAGCUCUUCCAGGGCAAGAAGUACGACGGCCCUGAGGUGGACGUCUGGAGCCUGGGGGUGAUCCUCUACACACUGGUCAGCGGCUCGCUACCUUUCGAUGGACAGAACCUCAAGGAACUGAGAGAGCGCGUGCUGCGUGGUAAAUACAGGAUUCCUUUCUACAUGUCCACGGACUGCGAGAACUUGCUGAAAAAGUUCCUCAUCCUGAACCCCUCCAAAAGAGGCAGCCUGGAGCAGCAGAUAAUGAGGGACCGGUGGAUGAAUGUGGGCCAUGAGGACGAGGAACUUAAACCCUACAUCGAACCCCCGCCAGAUUAUAAGGACCCCAGGAGGACGGACAUGAUGCUGCAGAUGGGAUUCUCUCAGGAGGAGAUCCAGGACUCGCUGGUGAACCAGAAGUACAAUGAUGUGAUGGCUGCAUAUCUGCUACUGGACUUGAGGAACUGUGAGCUGGAUGAAAUUGGCAUCAAGCUCCGGCCAGGAAGUGAUGUGCAGCGCAGUGUGUCGUCCAUCCAGAAGCCUCAGAACCGCAGAACCACUGAGCAGGGCUCCUCCUACUCCAAGAGAGGGGGCCAAGCAGACAACCGGACUGCGGGGGAGGAUUCUGGGAGGAAAGGUUCAUCAGGCAGCUCCACUACCAAGGUGACGGCCAGCCCCCUGUCCACCUCAGACCGGAAGAAGAGCGCCACACCCUCCACCAAUAGCAUCCUGUCGACCGGUACUGGUCGCAGCCGGAAUUCUCCUCUGACUGAGCGAGCCACGAUAGGCCAGGGCAUCCAGAACGGCAAAGACAGCCUAAACACUCCGGGCUCCCGCGCCUCCACUGCGUCGGCUGCUGCCGUCCUCUCCUCCUCUUCCUCGCGUCCCCGCCACCACAAGUCCCUGUCCUCCUCCAAUCAUCCAUGCCCCUCUGACCUGCACGCACCACGGCCCAGCGCCCCACCUCAGCGGGCGCCUGGCGCCUCCCCAUCUGCCCACAACAUCAGCAGCGCUGCCGUGUCAGACCGUCCCAACUUCUCCCGAGGGGUGGGCAUCCGCAGCACAUUCCAUGCAGGCCAGCAGCGGGGUGCCCGGGACCAGCAGAGCUCCGCCUACCCUGGCGGGCCCGCUUCCCCGUCGCUGUCACAUGGCAACAGCCAGGCCCGGAGGACACACGGCGCCACAGGGAUUUUCAGCAAGUUCACAUCCAAGUUUGUACGCAGAAAUCUCUCGUUCAGGUUUCCGAGAAGGAGUCCGUAUGAGGGAGAGGGUCGGGAUGAGGGGAGCAGGUCCAUGCUGAGCAGUACAGUGGACAAGUCAGAGAAGACGUCUGGCGGUGUUCUCUCCUCCUCUUCUAACAACGAUGAGAACAACUCGUCACCAGGAUCUGGUAAUACUGGUGGCACCGGCACGCCUCCGGCCAUCGGCGGCCAGAAGGACUCAGCCAAGCCACGCUCGCUUCGCUUCACCUGGUCAAUGAAAACCACGUCCUCCAUGGAGCCCACGGAAAUGAUGCGCGAGAUCCGCAAGGUGCUCGACUCCAACUGCUGCGAGUACGAGCUGCGCGAGCGCUACAUGCUGCUGUGCGUGUCAGGGAACCCGGCCCGUGAAGACUUCGUCCAGUGGGAGAUGGAGGUGUGCAAGCUGCCGCGGCUCUCGCUCAAUGGCGUGCGCUUCAAACGGAUCUCGGGCACGUCCAUCGCCUUCAAGAACAUUGCCUCAAAGAUUGCCAACGAGCUCAAACUGUGAGUGUGGAGGAGCAGCGAGGAGAGAUGAGAAGGGGGCGGGGGAGUGAUAGCGAGGAUGAUGCUGUAAGCGUGGUGGCACUGUAGAGGUCAGGAGGUAAGCUAAAGGGUGGGAUCACUUUAAAAAUGAACGCGAUUGUUAUCUGGACAAAGGUCUGAAGUAGGGCUAUCGGUUCUCUGAGACUAGAAAACGUUCCUUUUCUAGUAGUUUUGUUCCUUAAGUUCCUGAGGCUCUGCGAUUAGAAACUCUGAGUUGAUUUCUUCUGAAUUGUGAAGUACUUAUAGACCGAGGUCUUCUCUCUUCCCUGCUGUUUUUUUUUUUGGUCACGUUCUACUUAGACGUUCCACUCUUCUGCAUGUCCGAUCUGCUCUCUCUGUUUUGUAGAAGUCACACUUUGACCACUCCUGUCACUUCUUCCUGCUAUUUAUUCAGUUUUUCUGCACGGUUCUGCCGCCCGGUCUUUUUGUGUAGAGGGGAACCAGGUAAAAGAUGAGGGUUGGAUGGAUGGACAAAGAGAGCGUUCUACUUUCUCUCUAACAAGCAGUGCUGAUUGACAGAAUAUUUGGAGCCUUAUUUUGCUGGAAAAACUCGGAGUUUUGAUUGAAUUUGUUUCUCCUCCAAAGCUGAACGGACUCCCAACUGAGCCAGGAUUUUGGUUGCUGAAGCCCACAGUCUCUCGCUCACACACACACACACACACACAAAUGGACUGAACUCUGCUGUUGUUGGUUAAAGGACCCUCUCCACCCUCCACCUGCCUGACCACACUUCCCCUUCCACCCCAAAAUAUACAUUUCCACCUGAUCCAUCCUUCCACCACCUCCCUCCUUCUCACACACAGACACGCACACCACCCUCUUCCUCUAAUUUCAAACUGAACUCAGCACAAACACAUCCAUCUCUUUUUCUUUGCCUCUUCACUCCCGUUUUCUUCCUCAUUUUUUUAUUUCUCUCACGGCAUCAAGUCAGAGCAGGCCAGUCAGACUUGAUGUCGUCGUCGAUUGUUCGGGCUUCAACCCUUCAAGUCCUUACUUGUAUUGUUUAUUUUAGUUUCUUCUUCUUUUAUGGCUUUUUAAAAAGAGUUGUGCACUGGAAAAGAGAGGCAUAUGGGGAAACUGGGGCGGGAAGGGGCAGUUCAUGGACAGGGUUGUCGAUGGAUUUUUAUGUUGCCUUUCUUUAUAGAAGUAAAUUUGGGGUUUUGUUUUUGUUGCGUACGUUCAGCACAUAAAUGCCCAAAUGGUUUAAUUGUACUUAUUUUGUUAAUGUUGCUAUCGCUUCGGUUGGCAUCACGCCUUCAAAUCCAGAAUGUCAACCCUGAACUGACGCAUUUCAUUGGCCCGCGUCCCCUCUCUGCUACACCUGUUCCCAAGGAGCGCACACACAAAAAGGUGUCUCUGGCAUAUGUAACAAACAUUAUGUGUGUGUGGGUGAGAGUGUAUUAUGAAAGCUCACUGGAAGGAAGAAAAAAAAUCAACAAGGAUGACGACAAAUGUUGAAUUAUUUUCUUCUUCUGCUUUUGAUUUGGUAAUAUGUUUUUGUGUCAUUGAAAGUUUUUGGGUUUGUGCCGAUUUGGACGGUGUGUGUGAAGAAGGCUCGGAUCAUAUCAUUGCUGCCUUUUCGGUAUAGUGCACCUUUAACACACACGCACAUUUAGCACACCACACAGCUCAUGUAUUAACCCCCCCCCCCCCCCCCCCCCAAGUGCAGACAAGAGUUAUCGAUGUAUUUAAUGAUGUUGAUGGUGACGACUACUGCUCGUUCAUCUUUGACCAUUUUUUUUUUU